AAUUAUCUUCAUCUUCUAGUUAUCAUCAUUUCCUUUGGUUCUUUUACUGAUUAAAACCAGGUGAGUUAAAUGUUCACCUGUUGUCCUGACAGUACAAAACAACACUGUUAUUUUUGUGCUUUUAUUUUGGAAUGUGGCCGGAAAAGUUGUCGAUGCUACCUGCGUCACAGAACCGGAAACGAACCAGAGUGAUUUCCUGGAAUCAAACAUUAAACAGAGUUGAUUAUUGACUACCAUUUUACUGAUAAUCACCCAUCAUCCUGUCAGUGUCUCUCAGCGCUGAGACCCUGGUAACUCUCCGGUAAUUCUCCGGUAACGUUUUUAUUACAUCAGCCGGAAACUGAACACCGGUAGCUCCCGCUGCUAGCUUCACCUGCUGUUAGCCCAGCCCGGAAGAGUUAGCUCGGUUAGUCCCGGAUCGAACUAGACCAGAACUGUUUUCAUCAUGGGAGCCCACCGCAGUGAGGGAGGCCGGGAUUGGCUGGAGCAUGACGGGCAGGAGCAGCCGGAGCAGACCCCGAAGCCGUGGAACGUGAUGAUCAAACACCGACAGAUUCACAGACGAGGACGUCGCUCUCACAUGACAGUCAGCUACACGGAUCCUCAGGUGUCCAUGGACCUGUUGAGGGCGGUGCUUCAGCCCAGCUUCAACGAUGACAUCAUGGCUGUGUUCAGGAAGUAUCAGAAGUUCUUUGAGAAGGCAGCAGAGAACGUGAAGGAGAACGUGGGAGACGACAUUCAGACUGAUCAGCUGAUCAGAGAGGCCUGCAGGAACGUUCUGGAACAUGCCAAACAGCUGUUUCCAGAGGGGGAGGUGAAGAGGGCGGGGCCAGAGGUCGCCAUUAAGAGGUCCAGACCCGCUGAUGAAGACUGCAGUCAGAGAGGAAGCCCCCUCCCCAAGAAGAGAAAAACUCGUCCCAGCGCCACGCUCGUCUCCUCUGAUCGACCUCUGACCUUCUCUCAAGUGAAACCGAAGUCUGAUCCCAUCAAGAGAGAAGGACCAAAGUGGGAUCCAUCCAGACUCAACGACAGCAGCACGUUUGUUCUCGGCUCCAGAGCAAACAAGGCGCUGGGGAUGGGCGGGACCAGAGGACGAAUCUACAUCAAACACGCCGACCUGUUCAAGUACGCUGCAGAUGCAAAGGAUAAGCAAUGGUUGGCAGAACGACAUCACAUGAGAGCGACAGGAGGGAAGAUGGCAUACCUGCUGAUUGAAGAGGACAUCCAGGAUCUGUCCCGCAGUGACGAGUACAAGGACUGUCCGGACGUCAGGAUGGACGAGAUGAAGCCGUUCACUGUUCCUCAGUGGAUGGUAGAGAAGAUGAAGAGAGCCAUGGAGGCGCAGAGAGACGCCGACCUCUGACCUCUAACUCCCACAAAUACACACACGACCUUUGACCCCCCACCCCACCCCCACUCCCCACACACACACCUGGAGUCUUUAGUAAAAAUAAACAAGAAGCCAGUCGGAGAGGAGAGACCGAUCGUGUGACCAUAUUGGAUUUUUUCUUUUUUCCCUGUUGUUUAAAAAAAUAAAAUAAAAACUGUUGCUAAGAUA
This is a messenger RNA of Lates calcarifer (barramundi perch), 1558 nucleotides long. RefSeq names its product deoxynucleotidyltransferase terminal-interacting protein 1 (gene dnttip1). The transcript is spliced from 13 exons. The coding region runs from base 446 to 1363 and encodes 305 amino acids. Gene Ontology annotation, cellular component: nucleus. Gene Ontology annotation, molecular function: DNA binding; nucleosome binding. Lineage: Eukaryota; Metazoa; Chordata; Actinopteri; Centropomidae. The record is from RefSeq and is a predicted model, not a curated record.